Messenger RNA from Haemonchus placei, 108 nucleotides. Lineage: Eukaryota; Metazoa; Nematoda; Chromadorea; Rhabditida; Trichostrongylidae. The record is from the annotation of a GenBank genome assembly.
AUGUUACAACUUCAGAUGUAUCUACUCGCUCUUCUUCUUUUAACCGCGUCGGUUUCUGCAUCUCUGAACGGGGUAAGUUCGAGUCUCUUCACUUACCACUCGAAAUAG